AAAACCUUGAAGAGCUGUCUUCUGAUAUUUGUCUCUAAAUGGACUGCCCGUAAGCUCUAUUCUUUUGUGCCAUUUUUGGGAACAGAAUAUAAAGGUUUAUUAAACAUCUGCACGCGAAUUAUGAGGAAUUUUGGGAUUUCUGCAUUUUUGUGUCUGGUGUGUUCCCAAUAUGGAUUUACGACGACCAUACCGGCAUUCAAAGCAAUGGACAUUCUUCGUGGACGAAGUCCAUUAACCGAUGCUGAGAUAGUCAACAUCACAAAAACAGCCCGCCCGGGCAUCGAUUAUCCGGAUCUGAAAGCAUUACCCACCAAUCUCAGCUUCUCUUGCGCCCAAGUCCACCAACCGGGAUACUAUGUCAACAUAGAACCGCAGUCACGCUGUCAGGUGUACCACCGAUGCGAGCUGGAUUUGCCGCUUUACACGUACAUUUGCCCGGAAGGCAAACUGUUCAAUCAGAUUACUUUGAACUGUGACUGGUGGUUCAAUGUCCAGUGCGCAAAAUCUUUGGACUUCUACGAUUAUUCUAACCCGAGGAUUUAUCUUGGACCUAACGUGACCUUUCUGGACAGUGGAAAUACUUCCCAAGCUGCGCCUCCUUUACAACCUGGAUUUCUGCCCUUUCUUGAUUCCACUAAUGCCGUUACUAAUUCAUGGAAUAAUCCUCCUUUAGUUCCAGUGGCAUCUACAGCAGCGUCGACGAUAUUAACCACCCCAGCGUCCACAUUACCGCCCAGUCGUAGUGUUUUCCGCUUUCCCGUGGCUAGACGCCGAUCGCACCACCGACAACGCCCCCAACUGCCACCCACAGAAAGCCCAGGAUUCUCUUACGACCCUAACAAAAAUACGUUGAAUCAGAAUCAACAACAGCCAGUUAUCUCUACGGUUCCUUUGAUCAAUAACGCAAUACCGGAAUUCACCAUUCCACAGCAGCCAAACCCCUUGACAUCAUGGACCACAUCUGAGUCGCAGAGGAAAUCGGAGUCAUUCGAGAGCUCUCGUGACCUUAUGCCACGAUAUAUUGAAAACUACCAGCAAGAAAUUGUGCCGAAAAGUUUUAACAAGGAAAAGCAGCCUAUGGCAAAUGCCGACGAAUGGAAAGGGAUGAAUAAACAGGAAAAUGUUUGGCAGCCCGAUCUGCUUGCAACGACCACUAUGCCUUCCAUGAUCAUCUCAGAAUUUUCUCGUAAUCAGCAAGGUGUCGAAAAUGUGCCGCCUGAGAAUCAAACGACCGAUUCUGAUCGUUUUCCGGCUUGGCCUGCAUUCCCGACCACAACUGCGCUGCCCAGACUAAACAACGUCUUCAUACCGCCAGGUGUUUGGAAUAAUCCACCCCAAGCGUUAAAACUCGGGAAAUUAAAUUCGCAAAAAUGGCAAGGUCCGCUGGAUAUCGAUUCCGGGCCGAUGCAACAGCCUACAGAUAUCGAUGUGCCCACGCCCCCUCCUCCCCCAUUUCUCCUUCAACCUGGUCAGCUAAAUGUGAACGGCCAAACGCCAGAUCGAGGCGGUCCAUUUGGGUUGAUGGCCACGCCCAAUGAUUCGGCGUCACGCAGAGCAUCGCAAUCGAAAUUACGGAAUAAUAUGAACAACAACGUUUGGUCAGCCAAUGGCAGCAACGUCGCCCAGAGCGCUUCAUUUGGAAGGGAAGCCAAUUCACAGCCGCGGUUACCGGCAAUGACCAGUAUGCCACCACCAAAUCCCAGUCCAGCCCGAUUCCGGCUGCCACAAAAUCUGGACGCACCAACACCGGUUGACAGCCUGGAUUUCAAUUCAGUGCCGCUUAAAGAUACGACAUUAGAAGUGUUUGAUGGAAAAGGGGCGGAUUUGAACUCGAAUACCGAUUUCUUGUUUGCUGAUGAUGAUGCGUCUAAAGUUCCGGGGAAAGAAGCUAAUGCGAUGCCUUCAUCGGACUCUCUUACAAAGUUGACCUUUACUCAUAGCGAACAGCCUGGACAAGGCACACUUUUUAAAUAGACAAAUCACUUGUUAGCACAAACCCAAGUCUUAAUUUGCAUCUGUAAUACUGGCGGAUAAAAAAAGCAAAUUUGUAGAAGUUCUUGUAUCCUAAUUGUGUUUUCCGGGUAAAAAUAACAUUGCACUGCUAUGUACAGUAACAGUGCGCCGUGCAGUUAAAAUAGUUGUCAU
Paramacrobiotus metropolitanus is the source of this 2145-nucleotide messenger RNA. RefSeq lists its product as uncharacterized. Gene Ontology annotation, cellular component: extracellular region. NCBI's taxonomy places the organism in Eukaryota, Metazoa, Tardigrada, Eutardigrada, Parachela, Macrobiotidae. The coding region runs from base 121 to 1974 and encodes 617 amino acids. The transcript has 6 exons. The record is from RefSeq and is a predicted model, not a curated record. Gene Ontology annotation, molecular function: chitin binding.